Molecule: messenger RNA, 1949 nt
Organism: Aplysia californica (California sea hare)
Lineage: Eukaryota; Metazoa; Mollusca; Gastropoda; Aplysiida; Aplysiidae
Product: 1-deoxyxylulose-5-phosphate synthase YajO
Exons: 11
Coding region: 250-1767 (505 amino acids)
Molecular function (GO): oxidoreductase activity
Source: RefSeq, a predicted model, not a curated record
GGCUAGGCUAUCUCCGUCAGAGACAUCUCCGACGUCCCUGUCAGAAGCAGCCGGAGAUAGACCAAUCAAAAUUAAAUGCUUUGUGCCUCUUGACCCGGAAGUGGACGUUAUGAAAAGCUUCCGCGAUGCUCUUUCUUUCACUUUCGGCAUCAGGCUGCUAGGCAGCGUUUGUUCAGCGCUCGUCCGAUACGUUCACUUUCACUGUCCUGCUAGAAUCUAGAUCCUUAGUCAAUUCUCCCGAUUUUCCUGAUGAAUACACUGAUGGAACCGGGGCAAAAGUUUGAUUCUUUUCAAAGUUUUGAGGCCGCCCUGAAAACCUUUGAAAGAGAGCGAAAUGUCCUCUUUGUCAGGAAGUCUUCGAAGCAGAUCGCCGUGCAUCACCCAGAAGCUCUCCGUCUGAGAUAUGAGUACAUUCGUUAUGAAUGUAAACAAGGGAGACACCGGGGUACAGAGAGUACAGGCAAAAGACCUCACCGAAACACCCUGAAGAGCAACUGCCCAGUGUUUAUGAGAGUGAAAAAAUAUGAGCAAGAUGGGACAUUUGGGCUCCGGAUAUCUACUGCCAACCACAACCAUGACCACCAGCCAGUGUUGAUUGCAGCAGCAGGUAGGUUCAGAAAAGAUACAACACCCUCCCAGCCCAGAAGGAUCAUGUCUGCAGUGCCAGCGGAGAAGAGAGUUGUGUACCCCUUCCUGGGUCGCUCGGGGAUCCGUGUGUCCAACUUGUGUCUGGGGACCAUGACCUUUGGAGACUCUCACCUGGGUUUGCCCGGCCAGUGUACAGAAGCCGACGCCUUCCAGAUCAUGGAUCGCUUCUCCCAGUGGGGCGGGAACUUUAUCGACACGGCAAACAUCUACGGCAAAGGCAACUCUGAAAUGAUCGUGGGGAAAUGGCUGUCAAAGCAGCCGAGAGACAAGUACGUGCUGGCCACCAAAGUCUUCUUCGACAUGGGCUGUGAGAACAACGUGAACAACCGAGGCCUGAGUCGCCGCCACAUGACCGACUCCCUGGAGAGGAGUUUGGAGCGGCUCCGCACCAACUACAUCGACCUUUACCAGCCCCAUAUGUGGGACGACGGGACGCCACCGGAGGAGAUCCUGAGGACCCUGGAUGACCUGGUGCGCUGUGGGAAGAUCCGCUACGCCGGCAUGAACAACGUGUCGGGAUGGCAGAUGCAGAAGUUGGUGGACACCUCCAAGGCUUUGGGUUUGAACCCCCUCAUGAGUUUACAGCAACAGUACAACCUGGCGUGCCGCGAGUCGGAGUAUGAGGCGUUCCAAGUGUGUAAGACGGAGGGGAUCGCUGUGUUGCCGUGGAGUCCUCUCAAGGGAGGUCUGUUCUCCGGGAAGAUAACGAGGCACUCUCGACCCACCGAAGGUCGUCUGGGCUGGGUGGCGGAGAGAGAGGACAAGCGACACUCCCAGGUGGCGCCGGCCUACUCCUACCUGGACGACACCAUCUUCAACACCCUGGAUGUGGUGGAGAGGAUUGCACACAGGCAUGGUCGCAGCAUGCCCCAGGUCGCUCUCCGCUGGCUGCUUCAGAAAGACGUGGUCACCUCGGUGAUUAUCGGGGCUCGAACCCUGCAACAACUGGACGACAACAUGGGCGCUGCCAGUGGCUGGACGUUGUCGAGGGAAGAGAUGCAACAGCUGGACGCAACGUCGCAGCGCCCCGUGCCGUACCCGUACGAGAUGCUGUUCCGGCUCAACAAGGAACGUUUCAACAAGUCCGUUAUGGAUUAUCACGUUCAGUCUCAGGGCUAGUUAUGUUCACGACACGGUUGUAACACUUUUGUCGUCACGUCUCGCCGAUCGGCCAUGUUAGCCACACAGUUUCUUUGUUGGAUUUUCUCCAAAUACCUUUGUCUUGGAUGGCAAGGGUUUUUACAGUAUAGUCACUUUUAAGGACAAGCGGGCUAACCCAGAUUUCGGAGGUUUCCAGAAAU